Messenger RNA from Limanda limanda (common dab), 925 nucleotides. RefSeq names its product teratocarcinoma-derived growth factor 1 (gene tdgf1). NCBI's taxonomy places the organism in Eukaryota, Metazoa, Chordata, Actinopteri, Pleuronectiformes, Pleuronectidae. The record is from RefSeq and is a predicted model, not a curated record. The transcript has 6 exons. Bases 1 to 648 code for a protein of 215 amino acids.
AUGUUGUGGAAUCAGCUGCUCAGGUUCGUGUGUGUGCUUCUCUCUCUGCACUGGGCUGCUGCUGCUGCUGCAGGUUGUGAGGGAGAUGAAUGUGACAAAGAUCAACCACCUCCUCCUCCUCCUUCAUCUUCUUCAUCUUCUCCAUCAUCACCAUCAUCACCAUCAUCUUCUUCUUCUUCUUCGGUGGUGAAACCCCAGCAGCCCUCUCAGAACUUUUUGGAUCAGUUUGCACAGGUGAGCUCCCCAAACAGUGGAGGGGACCGUAAACACCGUGACGCCAGCGCCGUCCUGCCCUUCAUCGGCCUCACAGGCAGCGCCGAGCAGAGUCGCAGCUGCUGUAAAAACGGAGGCACGUGCAUCCUGGGCAGUUUCUGCACCUGCCCGCAGUUCUUCACCGGGCGGAGCUGCGAGUACGACCAGCGCAUCAGGAGCUGUGGUUUGAUUCCUCACGGGGAGUGGGUUCAGAAAGGAUGCUCCUACUGUCGCUGUGGUUACGGCGUCCUGCACUGCUUCCCCAACGUCUUCCAUAAAGACUGUGAUGACUCGGAGGAGGUGCGUUGGUAUCGCUCAUCAGCUGUGAGGACGGUUCCCAACACUUCCUGCUUCCUGUUGGUGACGCUGCUUCUUCCUCUGCUCGUCUUCCUCUGAUGUUUGAAGAAGUAAAAACACGAGGGAAACACAAGGAUUUAUUUUAAACUCGGAGCUGUGGACAGUUUGAAAAGGUGGAUUUUACCAAACAGUUCAUUUGAAGUGGUCCAGAUGUUCCUGCUCAGGAUCAGGAGAUACCUUGUGGUCCAGAUGUUCCUCCUCAGGAUCAGGAGAUACCUUGUGGUCCAGAUGUUCCUGCUCAGGAUCAGGAGAUACCUUGUUGUGAAACUGGGAACCAGAAGAUGUUGAAGACUUUUGCUCUCGAUAGACCUGAAGA